GGAUACACCACUCGAUGCUGACCUUUAUUUUGAUCGACUAUGACAGUGGUAGCAGGCGUCAGUCAGUGGCUACGGAACUCGUUAUUGGAAUGCUUUUAGACUACAUAGUGCGUCAACUUUUGGAAAGCAUUUUAGAGUGAACCUCUUCUGCUGCUUCAGGAAGAAGUCUCUGCGACCUUCGUACUCCAGAUUCAAAAUGACAGUGUAAAUUUGACCAGACUGAAUUUUUGAAGUGCUAAAACUUUACCGAAGUCUUCGUGCUGUACCAGAAGUAUUCGACGGUUUGCAAGGUUCAGUUUCUGCAGACUCUCGCUACGUCAGCAACAUCUUGCCGCCCAGUGGAUUCGUAUUCCUCAGUUGCUUCAGAUGGAUGAAAGGGUAUGGCGAAGAUGUAACGUGCUCAGCUCACACUCGAAUGCUUACGAGUCUUAAAGAUACUCGACGCAGCACUCCGGCAUUAUUUCUUGAAGGCUCUAGCAUGAUUGCAGAUCCGUCUGUUUCAGCUGUUUCAGGUUGUCAAAAUUACUCGCGAGACUCUCCAGCUGGUCAGGCCUGGUCAGCAAUUGCUUUUAAGAGCUUGGAUGUGACUAGAAGAACCGAUCAACCUCUCGAGCUUCGGACUGGCUGGCUAUCUUUACCCACCCACCAAAGUGUUUUCUGACUGUUCUCUAUAGCUGAGAAUGAGGACUGUCCCCGUAUUCUCAGUGACUUUCUCCCAGCGGCUUUGUAGUUUGUGAAUAGAAACAUGGUCAAGACCUCCAACGUUUUAGCAAGCGAAAUGUGUCAGGAGAUGCCUGCAAAUUUGGACGAAACAGAGCAAGUUCUUGAAGGGAUUACCAUUUGCCAGGAGACUAUGGCAGUUCAUCGACCUCGAAAGCCUCCAAAUGUAGAAUCUGUAGGCUUUCAAGCAGGUGCGAUCAGGGCAGCUUCUGGUUCGUAAGGGCCUCAGAGGAUAGAUCGACGAGAGAGGAUAAUCUUGAAAGACCGUUUCUGUAUCACUGCUUCAACUCCUGAUAAUCACAAGAUCGAGUCGUUGCACACUUCGUCUACAGCUGCAGCUAAUUUGUACUACAAUAGCGCAUGUUUUCGCAGGUUUUGUGAGGUCGCCAUAGUUUGCCAUGGGUAGCUCAUUGAUGGAUAGUGGAUCCUUGCCUAGAUGUUUAAAUCAAAGAGUAUGUGAUUUCUGAAGACAUGGAAUUAACGA
Messenger RNA from Marchantia polymorpha subsp. ruderalis, 1204 nucleotides. NCBI's taxonomy places the organism in Eukaryota, Viridiplantae, Streptophyta, Marchantiopsida, Marchantiales, Marchantiaceae. The record is from the annotation of a GenBank genome assembly.